Molecule: messenger RNA, 4690 nt
Organism: Lutzomyia longipalpis
Lineage: Eukaryota; Metazoa; Arthropoda; Insecta; Diptera; Psychodidae
Gene: Tnks
Product: poly [ADP-ribose] polymerase tankyrase
Exons: 9
Coding region: 506-4027 (1173 amino acids)
Molecular function (GO): NAD+ poly-ADP-ribosyltransferase activity; protein binding
Source: RefSeq, a predicted model, not a curated record
UUUUUUAUUUGGAAUUUGACAGCAGUUCUUGGCUUUUGUUUUCCUCCGCUUCUACGCGAGUGAGAUUUUCUCAGUUUUUCCUCUGCAUUUCUGGGCAUAAAACAUAUUAAUGUGGUGUCGUGGAAGACGUGCAAGUCCCUCUGAUCUAUUCAAUGGCAUAAGCAAGUGAAAAAGGGUUUAGUGGAGGCCGAUUUUAACGGCGCAGGGAAAGUGUCGCAGUGUCACAGAAAAUUUUCGCGAGUGAAAAAAAAUAAUGGCUAAGCGAAAAGGAAUUUCACAAUCUUUUCCAAACUCACUGUAAAAAAAACGGCAAUGAAGCCGUAAAAAGUGUGGUGGGUAGUAAACGGAUAGAGAAAUUGUAAGGAAGAGUCUGUGAUAGAAGGGUUUUGAAAAUAAAAAUUGCCCAAGGCCAAAAAAGGGGGCGCAAAAAGGGGCAGACAGUGUGGUAACUUCGGAACUUGUGUGUGGAUAAAUUGACAUCCGGAUACGAGAAACCAUACGCACCAUGUCCAAUCGCAUGAGAUCAUCAGUUUUAUCCGUAAACUUGGAUGCUGCAGCUCUCGCCAACGAUCCCCUGAGAGAGCUCUUCGAGGCGUGCAAGACUGGAGACAUUGUCACUGUGAAGAAACUCAUAAAUCCAUCAACUGUGAAUGCUCGGGACACGGCUGGGAGAAAAUCCACACCACUUCACUUUGCAGCCGGCUAUGGUCGUCGUGAAAUAGUGGAGUACUUGUUGGCCAAUGGUGGCUCUAUUCAGGCCCGUGACGAGGGAGGCCUCCAUCCGCUUCACAAUUGCUGUAGUUUUGGUCACGUCGAUGUAGUGCGUGUUCUCCUGGAGGCGGGUGCCAAUCCCAAUAUCAAAGACAAUUGGAACUACACUCCACUCCAUGAGGCAGCAAGCAAGGGGAAGGUGGAUGUUUGCAUUGCACUCCUUCAGCAUGGUGCUGAUCCAAAUAUAAGAAAUUCCGAGAAUAAGACUCCCCUAGAUUUGUCAGAUGCAAUAACGAGACCCGUACUCACGGGAGAAUAUCGUAAAGAUGAAUUACUUGAGGCAGCCCGAUCGGGAAAUGAGGAGACCCUUCUUGCCCUAUUGACGCCCCUCAAUGUAAACUGCCACGCGAGUGAUGGACGAAAAUCGACACCUCUACAUCUGGCAAGUGGCUACAAUCGCAUUCGUAUUGUGAAGAUUUUACUGCAAAAUGGGGCGGAUGUUCAUGCAAAAGAUAAAGGGGCACUCGUGCCGCUCCACAAUUCCAGCUCAUAUGGUCACUUUGAGGUGACGGAGCUACUGCUAAAACACGGGGCGAAUGUUAAUGCAAAUGACCUAUGGGCUUUUACGCCACUCCAUGAAGCAGCCUCAAAGAGUCGUGUUGAAGUUUGCAGUUUGCUACUCAGUGAAGGAGCCGAUCCCACACUUCUCAAUUGCCACAAUAAGUCUGCAAUUGAUUCCGCGCCAACGAGGGAGUUACAGAACAAAAUUGCCUAUGAAUACAAGGGGCAUUGUUUGCUCGAUGCUUGUCGCCAGUCAGAUAUUUUGCGCAUAAAGAAGAACCUCAAUUCGGACACGGUGAAUUUUGCACAUCCGUAUUUGGGUGAGACACCUCUGCACUCUGCUGUGCGGUCUGUUUCGCCGAAAAGGAAGCAGGUCAUUGAGUUGCUCAUUAAGAAGGGUGCACUGCUCAAUGAGAGGAACACGGAAUACCUCACAUCGCUCCAUGUGGCCGCUGAAUUGUCUCACUACGAUGCUAUGGAUUGUCUUCUGAAACACGGUGCCAAAGUGAAUGCGCUCGAUGGACUGGGUCAGACUGCUCUGCAUUUAUGUGCCAAGCAGGGAAAUAUUCAGGCUUGCAGGAUACUCUUCUCUUACUCAGUGGAUGCAACGAUAGUGUCACUACAGGGAUUUACAGCAGCUCAGCUGGCGCCUGAGUGCAUGGCAAAUAUUUUACGUGACCCACCAUCGGCUGAUUUAGAGAUUGAGCUACUGGAGGCAGCCAAAACCGGUGAUCUCAUGACUGUGCGUCGUAUUAUACUAUCUCAUCCGGAAAUGGUGAAUUGCCGUGAUCUCGAUGGAAGGAAUUCGAGUCCACUCCAUUUUGCGAGUGGUUUCAAUCGAGUUCCUGUUGUUGAAUUUCUCCUCAAGCACGGUGCUGAGGUUCAUGCAUCUGACAAAGGAGGUUUAGUACCACUGCACAAUAGCUGUUCGUAUGGGCAUAUUGAGGUAACGGAGCUCCUAUUGAAGCACGGAGCGAAUGUCAAUGUGGCUGAUUUGUGGAAAUUUACCCCACUCCACGAGGCAUCGGCAAAGGGAAAGUAUGAGAUUGUCAAAUUGCUUCUGAAGCACGGAGCUGAUCCCAAUAAGCGCAAUCGUGACGGUGCUACUCCGUUGGAUCUCGUGCGUGAGGGUGAUCAGGAUGUUGCAGAUCUUCUGCGGGGCAAUGCUGCUGUCCUCGAUGCAGCAAAGAAGGGGAAUCUGGCACGGCUACAGCGUCUCAUAACGCCGGAAAAUAUCAACUGCCGUGAUUCUCAGGGUAGAAAUUCGUCACCACUUCACCUUGCAGCAGGAUAUAAUAAUUUCGAAGUAGCUGAAUACUUGCUGGAGAAUGGGGCUGAUGUGAAUGCUCAGGAUAAGGGGGGACUUAUUCCAUUGCACAAUGCCUCAAGCUUUGGACACAUGGACAUUGCUGCUCUGCUCAUAAAGCACAAUACAAAAGUCAAUGCAACAGACAAAUGGGGUUUUACGCCACUCCAUGAGGCAGCCCAGAAGGGACGAACUCAGCUCUGUGCACUACUUUUGGCACAUGGAGCAGAUCCCUAUGUGAAAAAUCAAGAAGGACAGACACCAAUUGAGUUGGCAACAGCAGAAGAUGUUAAAUGUCUCCUUCAGGACGCUAUGACAUCUUCCAUUGCACCGCAACCUUCUCAGUCUAAUGUUGCAUCGUCAACUGCUUCCGUAACAAAUCUGUCCAGUAAUCAAACGACUGUUGUGUCUCCCAUUACGGAGACGGUAACCCUUCCCACGGGGGCCUCAAUGACCCUCUCGAUUCCUGUGCCACAGCUAGCGCCACGGGGAUCACUGAGUCCGCUACAAGGAGCGGAAAAUAAUUCAGAUCCCGAUCCAGACUUACCCGAACCACCUGUGCAGGAAUCAAUCAACACAGUAGGUGGUUUCCUGUCCAGUUUGCAACUUGAUCAUCUUGUGGAUUUGUUCGAGAGGGAACAGAUCACAUUGGAAAUACUCGUGGAAAUGGGGCAUGAAGAUCUCAAGCAGAUUGGUGUGUCAGCUUAUGGAUUCCGUCAUAAGAUUCUCAAAGGCAUUGCUCAACUCAGAGCCACAACAGGACUGGGACUAACACCAAGUCCAUUCACACUCUUAGUGGAUCUUCUGCCAGAUGAUAAGGAAUUCUUAGCCGUUGAAGAAGAAAUGCAAGCAACAAUUCGUGAGCAUCGUGACAAUGGGCAAUCUGGUGGGUAUUUCAAUCGUUACAACAUCAUACGAAUCCAGAAGGUGCAAAAUAGAAAGCUAUGGGAACGCUAUGCUCACCGACGUCAGGAGAUUGCCGAAGAGAAUUCCCAUCAGGCGUGCGAGAGAAUGCUUUUCCAUGGGAGUCCAUUUAUCAAUGCUAUCGUCCAGAAGGGUUUUGAUGAGCGACAUGCCUACAUCGGUGGUAUGUUCGGGGCUGGCAUUUAUUUUGCUGAACACAGUUCCAAGAGUAAUCAGUAUGUGUACGGCAUUGGGGGUGGUAUUGGGUGUCCAGCACAUAAAGAUAAAUCCUGCUACGUUUGUCCGCGUCAGCUACUUCUCUGCCGUGUGGCGCUGGGAAAGUCUUUUCUACAAUUUAGCGCCAUGAAGAUGGCACAUGCACCUCCGGGGCAUCAUUCUGUCAUUGGAAGACCAUCAGCUGGAGGGCUUCAUUUUCCGGAAUAUGUUGUCUAUCGCGGAGAGCAGGCUUAUCCGGAGUAUUUGGUGACAUAUCAAAUUGUGAAGCCGGAGGAUACAUCCAGCGGCACGGAGGAGGCAACGAGUUGAUGGACAGUGAAUCAAGUGCCAGUGAUGGUGGAUAAGAGGAGGAGGACGACGACGAUAAAUCUUUGCCGCAAUAAACUCAAUCAAUUCCUCGUGGUAACACCAGCGGUAUCUAUUGAGCCCUACACGACCAAAGGGAUGCAGCAGCAAAUGUGUGAGACACAACUAAUCUCCACAGAUGCCAUGGACAAUAGGAAGAAUAAUAACAAUGUGUCGCCGAAACGUUGGUGCUCCCUCAUUUGUGCUGCUGUACGUUGUUUCGGGGAUACUCCACACACCCAGACACACCUGAGGCGUCCACAUUCAAACCCACGAUACCAACUAGCCACUCCAGAGGGUAAUGGGUUUUAUGUAACCAAAUCACGGGAUAAGAACCUCAAUAUUACGUACCAGUUGUGACAACCAUCGUCCUACCAUCACGCCCUGUGCGUUAUUUCUACCCUCUUACUCCGCUAAAUGUCGCGCACCGAAAUUCACAUGCCCAUUGAAAUUAUCCCUCCCGAGAUUGUCAAAAGUGAUCACACGGGGUAUAUCGCCGAAAAAGUGAACCCGGUUGUAAUGUUAAGAAUUUUAUUUGUCUGUAAUUUAAAUGGAAUUUAGCUGUGUUCUCAAACAAUGUAGAUUAUAUUGCAAUAUUCACCGAAUAAACGUAUGAAAAAUUGCCAA